Molecule: messenger RNA, 564 nt
Organism: Vittaforma corneae ATCC 50505
Lineage: Eukaryota; Fungi; Microsporidia; Nosematidae
Exons: 1
Coding region: 1-564 (187 amino acids)
Molecular function (GO): metal ion binding
Source: RefSeq, a predicted model, not a curated record
AUGAGCAACUCAUCAUCCAACAAUGGCCAAUACAGUCAUUUUAGCAGCAGCCAAUACACUAAACAGGAAGACAGAGACGUUGAGGACUGCUACUACUUUCUUUAUUCUACUUGUAAAAGAGGUUCUAACUGUGGCUAUAGACACAAUCCCAUGGCCAAGACCAACACCACACUCUGUCCACAAUGGGCAAGUACAAAGAAAUGUACUUUGGAUUGUCCUAUGCGCCACAGUCUUUACCAUCUUCAGAAGAAGAGAUCCGAGGACUUCUGUUAUUUUGAGAAUACCGAGCAAGGAUGCACAAAGCCCUACUGUGAGUUUAAGCACAAAAACCCCACAAAGGAUGUAUGGAAAGCCUCAAUUUCAAGCAAUGCAACAAAUGAAGAGUAUGAUUUAGCAAGCCACCCAAGCAAGCACAUUCGCAAUGACAGUCACAAUUCCGAAGCGAGCAAUGACGAAAACUUUUACAAGGUAAUUGAAGAGGAAAAUAGAACCAUUGAUUUUGAAAUCCAGAAAAUUGAGGAGGAAAUUAAAAGAGUAGAAGGGCAUUAUCAUUAUCUAAGAUAG